GAUUCAUCAAAAGCUCCCGUCAAACUCGCUAAAGUCAUCAAGGUUCUCGGACGCACCGGCUCCCGUGGUGGAGUCACGCAAGUUCGUGUUGAGUUCAUGGACGACACUACGCGGACAAUCAUCCGCAACGUUAAGGGUCCUGUGCGGGAGGAGGAUAUCCUCGCACUAUUGGAGAGCGAGCGUGAAGCUCGGUAG
Molecule: messenger RNA, 195 nt
Organism: Suillus paluster
Lineage: Eukaryota; Fungi; Basidiomycota; Agaricomycetes; Boletales; Suillaceae
Product: ribosomal protein S28e
Exons: 2
Biological process (GO): maturation of SSU-rRNA; translation; ribosomal small subunit assembly
Cellular component (GO): cytosolic small ribosomal subunit; ribosome
Molecular function (GO): structural constituent of ribosome
Source: RefSeq, a predicted model, not a curated record